Molecule: messenger RNA, 582 nt
Organism: Saitoella complicata NRRL Y-17804
Lineage: Eukaryota; Fungi; Ascomycota; Saitoellomycetes; Saitoellales; Saitoellaceae
Exons: 1
Coding region: 108-452 (114 amino acids)
Source: RefSeq, a predicted model, not a curated record
UGUGUGUUUACAUCAUGUGGUUACAGCUCCGGCCAGUGGAGCGUGCUUCAUGACGUAUUAGGCAAUCGACGAAUUGAAGGGCAUCUCUAAGCUUCAGAAGGCUGUAUAUGCAAGGACGAUCUCACCUCCAGAAUCCGUCCCCGCUUUUCAUUGCCUCGGCUUUCCUGCGUGGCGUGGCCCAUAUCUCGGCCGUGAUUGUUAUUACGGUUAUUCUUACGGCCCAUGUGGCUGGGGAUGCGGUUGACAAGAGAUGGUAUGAGAUGAGCCGCACCGCCUCUCUUAAACAUACAGCCCGUCAGGGUUUUGCUCGACACUUCCGCUCACAUCAGCCGCUCUUAACACUACACUACACCAGGAGCUUCCAAACGCUUUCGACCCGACGAGGGACCGGCCCAAGGACUUCCCUCGGCCGUUCGGCCGUGAAAGACGUUACCUCGGAAGACCUAGCAUGACCUUGUCCACGGCUCACGGAGUUCAUCGUUGUGGGAUUUUAAGGAAUUCACUUCUCUCGUGACCUCCGAGACCAUUGUUGCAGUUGGUCAGUUGUCCGCUCUGACCUGCUUGAGCAUGUUUGACCGACCC